UCUCUCUUCAUUUGGAUUCGAAUGAGAGAGCAUCGCCUCUCGCACAAGAUCAGGGCAAGAACGGGUCGGCCAUUCGCCUUUCAGCUGGUGGCAACGCAACGUAUCGUCUCGUAUAGACUGCGCGUUGCGCUGAUUAGUCAACCCAACCUUGUGUCCCAACUAUGCUAUUUGCGCAUUGCAUUCAGCUUGCUGCUUUAAAAUCGCGUCACUAGAUAAUGAUAGUUUCACCAGGCGAUUUACCCUUCUUAAAUGCUACACUCUCAACGUAGGGUUUACGGUCAAGUUGUGCAGGGUGAUUACGCUUCACCGGAAGGUUUGGCUCGAUCCAAUGGGAAGACGAAGGGCGCCUUUGCUCUUGCGCGAAUGAGAUUUUAUUGGUUGGCACUGCUUUCUUCCUUAUGAAUGGGAAGACUGUGAGUGCCCCACAACGCCCCUGGGGCUGCGGUGGCUUGGCCUACCUUGCACGUUUAUGCGUAUUGCUAUAAAAAGCUGCUAUCAGCGCCCCACCUCCAGCUGUCUUGCCUCAUUGUUUUUGGCUACCUAUUUUAGUUAACUCUGGAUAGCGUCUUGACUCAAGCCAUUCGCCAUUCUGCUUCUUGGAGUCUGGUUGCGACGCCAAGAUUCCAACCAUGAGACUUCUUCAUUUCGAUCAGGUUGGAAGAUUGCUCUUGACAGACUUCAGCGGCAAGACUACCCCGCCAUAUGCCAUUCUGUCGCACCGAUGGGGAGACUCAGAGAUUCUCUUCAUUGAUAUCGCAAACGGAACCUAUAGAGAAAAAGAAGGAUACCGAAAGAUCGAGUUCUGCGCUAAGCAGGCGGCCAAGGAUCAUCUGCAAUACUUCUGGAUCGACACAUGUUGCAUUGACAAAUGGAACCUCAAUGAGCUCUCUAAAUCUAUUAAUUCCAUGUUCCUUUGGUACAAAAAUGCAGAAAAAUGCUACGUGUUCUUACCGGAUGUUUCUGUGCCUACAGCUUCAGAGGCUGUUCCGCAAUCCGCGUGGGAGUCCUUUCGCACAAGCGCAUGGUUUACCCGAGGCUGGACGCUCCAGGAGCUUAUUGCUCCGGGGUCAGUUGAGUUUUUCUCCUUGGAAGGACAACUACUGGGUGAUAAACAAUCCCUUGAGCAGUUGCUACAUGCCAUCACACGCCUUCCAAUACAGGCGCUUCAGAAGUUUGCACCAGACGAUUUUACUAUCUCUGAGCGGAUGGGAUGGGCUGAUGGGCGCACAACGACUGAAGACGAAGACAUUGUAUACUGCCUUUUCGGAAUUCUGAACGUGUCUAUGUCUGCAUCCUACGGCGAGGGACGCGACAAAGCAUGUAUACGACUUCAAGGUGAAAUGGGCAAUGGCGCGCCUUUCGUCAUUCCAUUCUCCCAGAACGAAAACUUUGUCGGUCAAGAGUUGCACCUCGCUGAUCUUGAAGCGAUGAUCUUUGAAGAUAAGCAAACCACAAGAAUAGCGAUAGUAGGACCUGGGGGAACUGGCAAGUCACAGCUCGCACUCGAAUUUGCGUAUCGAACAAGAAAAAGAAACAAGAACUGCUCCGUCUUCUGGAUUGAUGCUAGCAGCAAAGACGGAGUUCAUCAAUCAUACACAAGCAUCGCCCAGAAGCUUGAUAUCCCUGGGUGGAACGACGAAAAAGCAAACAUCAUGCAGAUAGUGAAGCUACAUCUGAGUAGGAGGGAUGCUGGCCAGUCAUUGCUUAUUUUUGACAAUGCUGAUAGUGUCAUCUUAGGGUCGACAGGAAUGUCUAUUGAGCGAAAUAUCACGUUGAUAGAUUACCUACCACGGUCUGACUUGUGUUUCAUCUUGUUCACUACGACGAGUAGAGACGCCGCUAAGAGGUUAACAUCUCAGGAGACCAUCGAAAUACGGAAAAUGGAACACGUCACAGCGCAAAUUAUGUUAGAACAAUAUUUGAACACGCCAAUGGCGAAGACUGAAAAGCUAGAGGCAAAGCGUUUGCUGAAGAACUUGUCACAUCUUCCCCUGGCUAUUGUCCAGGCAGCAGCCUUCAUCAACACCAGGAAUAUCACACUGCAUGACUAUCAAUCGCAGCUGGCCAAGCAACAGCAGAGAACACUCAAAUUUAGUAGCGCAGUACCAGAGGACACGCUACAGCAAUAUGAUAUAGAAAGCCCUGUAGCUAUGACACUUCAUCUCUCUAUAAAUCAGAUCCGCCGAGAGAGUCCACUAGCAGCCAGGUACCUUUUCCUGGCGGCCUGUGUCAACCGAAAAGACAUUUUGCUUGAUUUUCUAGAAGCUCCCUCGUCUCGCGAAAGAGAAGAUGCUAUACGAAUCAUCAAUAGCUACAAGCUGGUUACGAGGCGGCCUGCCGAAUCUGCAAUGGAUCUUCACCGGCUAGUACACGAUGCUUUGCGAGGAUGGCUGUGGAAGCAAGGAAUUUUAGAUGAAUGGACCCAGACAGCUAUCGUCCGGCUAUCAAACGUAUUCCCAGACGAUGAUUACUUCCCCGUACCCAAGAGGGUACGGAGAUAAU
Periconia digitata is the source of this 2502-nucleotide messenger RNA. The record is from the annotation of a GenBank genome assembly. NCBI's taxonomy places the organism in Eukaryota, Fungi, Ascomycota, Dothideomycetes, Pleosporales, Periconiaceae.